Messenger RNA from Xyrauchen texanus (razorback sucker), 4793 nucleotides. RefSeq names its product endophilin-A2-like. The transcript has 10 exons. The record is from RefSeq and is a predicted model, not a curated record. Bases 153 to 1256 code for a protein of 367 amino acids. NCBI's taxonomy places the organism in Eukaryota, Metazoa, Chordata, Actinopteri, Cypriniformes, Catostomidae. Gene Ontology annotation, cellular component: cytoplasm; presynapse; glutamatergic synapse. Gene Ontology annotation, biological process: synaptic vesicle uncoating. Gene Ontology annotation, molecular function: protein binding.
CGCACGCUUGCGUUCGGCAGGUUCAAACUCUGACCGAUCAGGAAGAACGAUUCGCGGGAGACUUCAGCUCGGAAGCAUAUAAUUUGAUUUUUAAACACUGGGUGAAUUAAAUUAUAUAUAAAUCUGUUACAGUGACAGGAACCGACGCAAAGAUGUCUGUUGCCGGACUGAAGAAACAGUUUUAUAAAGCGAGCCAGAUGAUGAGUGAGAAGGUGGGAGGAGCCGAGGGAACUAAACUGGACGAGGACUUCAAAGACCUUGAAAGGAAGGCUGACAUCACCAGUAAAGCCAUUGCAGACGUUCUCUGUAAAACCACAGAAUACCUGCAGCCUAACCCAGCAUCCCGAGCAAGACUGACAAUGGUGAACACCGUGUCUAAGAUGCGCGGACAGGUGAAAAGCCUAGGUUACCCACAGGCAGAGGGACUUUUGGGGGAAUGUAUGCUCAAAUAUGGCCGAGACAUGGGAGAAGACACCAACUUUGGUGGCGCUUUAGUGGAGAUGGGAGAGGCCAUGAAGAGACUGGCCGAAGUGAAAGACUCUCUGGACAUUGAUGUCAAACAGAACUUCAUUGACCCUUUCCAAACUAUAAUCGACAAGGACUUGAAAGAUAUACAGCAUCAACUAAAAAAACUAGAGGGCCGUCGACUGGAUUACGACUACAAGAAGAAGCGUCAGGGGAAGAUUGCAGAUGAGGAGCUCAGGCAGGCGGUGGAGAAGUUCCAUGAGUCAAAAGAUGCAGUAGAAUCCAGCAUGCAAAAUCUUCUUGAUACUGACGUGGAGCAGGUGAGUCAACUCGCAGCUCUUGUAGAAUCUCAACUGCAGUUUCACAGACAGUCUAUGGAGGUCCUGGAGGAAUUGGCUGAGAAUAUGAGACAAAGAGUAAACAAGGCCCAGUCUCAGCCCCGGCAGAAACGGAUGCCCGUGUCCAGACCCAGUUUUGAUUACUCCGAAUCUGAAAUCUCCAACGGAGGCUGGAACUCUUCAGCUUCCUCCUCACCGACCAACUCAUCUGCAGCUGCCAAAUCCUUUAACAGAGCAUCUGGACGCCAACAACGUAAUUCAACAGAUCAGCCGUGUUGCAAGGCUUUGUAUGACUUUGAGGCGGAAAAUGACGGAGAGCUGGAAUUCUACGAGGGCGACAUCAUCACACUGAUCAGUCAAAUAGACGAGAACUGGUACGAGGGAACCGUGCACGGCCAGACUGGAUUAUUCCCUUGUAACUACGUCGAGGUGAUGGUGCCCCUGAAACACUGAUCAGACAGCCAGAAAUAAAGACAGAAAAUGGACAGACGAGGGAGAAGUGUGUUAAACUUGUGUUUCACUCUGAGCACUUUGACUUAAAGAACUGAAAGAAAUGUUGGGAUGGAAUAUUUACUGGAAUUUACUGAUUGGUGAGGUCCAGUUUUGUAGUUUAGCUUAGUGUAACACUUGUCAUUUCCCACUGUUAAAUAAACAUCACUCAAAAGUAUCCCAAAGAUCAACAUUUUGUCUUGGUUUCUGGAGUAAAAUGGAUUUUAUUUUUGUAUUAGUUUCUUAUAAAAGUGAUGUUACGUUCUUAAAAACUCAGAUAUGCAGCAUCUUGACUGUAAAAUAAAAAUGUAUAGCUACUGUUGGUAUUCACUGCCCUCUAGUGGCCAGAUUUGACUACAACAAUUCUUAACGUUGGCUGGCAGUUUUCAAUCAUGGCUUGUUUCUCUUUCUGAUUGGUGCAGCAGAGCUUGCUGGGCGUGGCCUCCUUAUAACACCCAUAAUGUUUCAGCUAUGUUUGAAUAACUUAUACUAAGAAAUGCAGUUGUUUUGAACAUAUAUUAGAAUAAGAUUAAUCCAUGUGAAUUUAAAUAUAGCUUUAAAAAUAGAAUCUGCAUGCUGGAAAUGAUGAUUAUGUAAAGGUUGAAUACAGCUAUUUGAUAUACCAGAAAUACCAGUUUGUGCUUAUGUAGACAACCUUUCCCUCUCUUAUUCCCUUCUUCCCAAAUUUUUAUUUUUCUUAAAUGUUCUUGUAUUGUUUCCUUUUUCCUAUUUACUGUAUGCACUCUUGUGUACAUCUGCUUCAUCUCUCUUCGCUAUUUAAAUGAAAAAAGGAACCUUAAUUAAUCCACUUCCUUACUGUUUUAAUAUACUGUGUUUUCAAAGAACUGUUGUGGUACUGAGCAAUUGGGCGAGUUUAUUACCUGCAGUGAAGAGGAAACCCUUAUCACGUUGCUUUUUUGUUUGUCAAAAACUGUGGUACAUCUUUGAAUGUGAUUUACAUGAUAUCAGAGCUCCACAGGGAUGUUGAGGUCAUGUAAACUGAAUCAGAGUCUAUUAAACACCGAUUCUCUUACUUUUAAGACAGGUUUACUGUUUGCCAUGUUGACUUUGUAUUAAUAUGGUUUUAUUUUAUAUCCUUUCACAAAGAGGGUAUUUAGUAGUUCUGUUUAACCACUGACCCCCAUUCAGUUCCGUUUCUCACUCUUUAAAAUAAAGUUACAUGUAAAAUUCAGGGAGGGGCUGUUCUUUGACCAGUCUGUUAGAUCUGCUUUAUUUGUACCGUACGGCUAAGCUCAGUUUCAUUGUGGAUGGCUAACUUAAACUAAGCAAAUGUUUGCAUAUAAAUGUCGAUGUGAAUUUUGUUUGUCUUUUCACUGCUUUAACGGUAUUAUUCAACUGUUUGUACACCUUUCUUUUAUAUUCAUAUAGUUGUGCAUCAAGGGAUAGUUCACCUGUCAUUUACUCACCCUCAUGACGUUCCAAACCUGUAUGAAUUUCUUUCUUCCAUGCGACACAAAAGGAGAUGGUUUCAGUCACCAUUCACUUUCAUUGCAUUCUAUAAAAUGAAAGUGAAUGGUGACUGAGGCUGUCAUUCUGCCUAGCGUCUCUCAUUGUGUUCCAUGGGAGAAAGUCACACAGGUUUCAAAUAACAUGAAGGUGAGUAAACAAGGACCGAUUUCAUUUCUGAAAAAUGUCAUUUCUUUCAUUUAUUCACCCUCAUGCUAUCCCAGAUGUGUAUGACUUUUUCUUCUGAACACAAGCAAAGAUUUUUAGAAGAAAAUCUCAGCUCUGUAGUGAUUCAGAGCAAUGCUAAUGCAAGUGAAUGAUGACUGAAACUUUGAAUCUCAAAAAGCACAUAAAUGCAGCAUAAAACUCAAUUGGUUUAAUCCAUGCCUUCUGAAGCAACCCAAUCUGUUUUGGGUGAGAACAGACUAAAAUGUAACUCCUUUUGCACUGUAAAUCUUGGCAUAUGCUGUUUCCUUGGUGAUCAUGAUUUCAAGCUUGAUUACACUUCCUAUAGCGCCAUCUAGCACUUGGAAGUGUAAUCGAACUUGAAAUCAUGAUUUUGCCUAAAAACUGCAAUGGCAAGAUUUAUAGUGAAAAAUUCUUAUAUUUUGUUCUUUUCUCACCUAAAAUGUAUUAGAUCUCUUCAGAAGACAUGGAUUAAACCAGUGGAGUAGUAUGGGUUAAUUGUAUGCUGCGUUUGUGCUUUGUGGAGCUUCAAAGUUCUGGCCACCAUUCACUUGCAUUGUAUGGACCUACAGAGCUGAGAUAUUCUUCUAAAAAAUCUUUGUUUGUGUUCUGCAGAAGAUAGUAAGUCAUACACAUCUGGGAUGGUGAGUAAAUGAUGAGAAUUAUCUUUUUUUGUGAGAACUAUACUAUUACCAAAAUACCAAAGGGAAAAACUGAACUGGUUUAGGUUAUCCAACAUUUUCAGAGCAGAUCCAGGUGGACCAGAUCAUGUUUCUGAUUGUUUUUUUGUUUGUUUGUUUUUCAAAUUAAGACAUGGAAAUUAUUCUGCACACUAGAUAUGUAUACUGCUCAGUGAUGUGCAUCAUAAGGGGUGAUACUAGGUCACAUAUAUCAUCAGGUUUACUGGAAUGAGCAUACUAUAGUGUGUUAUGGAAGAAAACAAAGGCAGAAACUCACCCCUAAUUAAGUCAUGUGAUUCCACUCAUUAGUCAGCAGAUCUCAUUUAAUGUUGGUCAGUUGUACAGUAUGACCUUAAAACAAACCAGUGUGACCAGCAUUCUUAAAGGGACACAAGUUUGAUAAAAGAUUAAUUUUUUGGUGAACUAUCCCUUUAAAGCACAAACGACACCUGUAUUUGCUUGAGCAAUUGUGCUUUGGGUGAGGGAUGCUGGUCUUAUAUCAGAUUUGCUGCCGGUUUACCCAGAUCUGCCCUUGGAAACCCUGUUUUACAUAGUGUUUUGUUUUCUCUAUGCUGCUUUGAAGUACUGUACUCUCAUCACCCUAAACGCCUCUUCAUUUUUAAGUGCCUUAUAGAUGCUUUUGAUGUUUAUAUUUAAAAGUAAUGCUAUUUUUAAUAUGGGUAGAAUGUAUUAUCUACAAUGGAAAACCAAUAAGAGAUGGAUUAAUCUAAUAUUGCUUGUGCCUUUAUUGACCCUGGUGAACGUGAUGGUUAGGCCUUAAAAUUGAAAUCAAGUUAUAUGAUAGUUGUAUAGUUCAGAAAGUAUUAAAUGAAUUCCUGUCAAAUCAGUAUUUCCUGCUUGAGUAUAUGUGUGUGAUUUAUUCUGUUAUAAAGAUGUGCAGGGCUGAGAGAACACUGUAUAUUUUCAUCUUAAAUAAAUAUGGAAAUAAUAUAGGCUUCCAUGAUCUGGUUGCUGUUGUUGCUGAUUUGAUUUCUUACCUUAACCUAUUGAGACCCCCACGUGAGUGCUGUGUGCAUUUUCCAUUUCCCAUUUUGAGUUGUAACUAGUAGCGCCUAAUAAGCGAUUAAUAGCAAAUAGUUGUCCUAAAAAUAUAUGUCCACAUAUGUGGACAGUGAGACUUUGUUUCAAAUAACACAAAGCUAUAGAA